This is a messenger RNA of Stomoxys calcitrans (stable fly), 1082 nucleotides long. RefSeq lists its product as uncharacterized. The transcript is spliced from 3 exons. The coding region runs from base 64 to 681 and encodes 205 amino acids. NCBI's taxonomy places the organism in Eukaryota, Metazoa, Arthropoda, Insecta, Diptera, Muscidae. The record is from RefSeq and is a predicted model, not a curated record.
GUAACAGCUGAUGGUAACAGUAAAAGUUGCAUUUUGCAAAGAUUUCUUACUUUCGUUCAAAAAAUGUAUAAUUAUGGAGAUUCUAUCCUUUUUGAUGGAAUCUCUGAUAUUUAUUUGGUAAGCAUUGCCACAACAUUAUUGGCCGUUAUUAUUGCUUUUUAUUACAGCAAUUUUCUCAGGGAUGGAAAUAAUAUAGAAAGACAACAUUACAAUUUAACGGAACAAUUGGAAGAUACUGAAGAAGUGUUGCAGGAGGACUAUGUGCAAAGUGAUACCUCUAAUGAAUCGGAAAUAGAAAACCAUUACUUUUCAAGAAAAGAGCCAUUGGGAGAAAGGCACUCGGUGCAUGCAGCUUAUGAUGAAUGCAAUAGUGACGAUGACUAUGAGGACGAUCAUGAAAUUGCCUCUUCCGCAUUAACCCGCAAUUUGGAGAGUUCAGAUUUCGAUUCCGAUGAUUACGACGAAGAUAUACAUGCUGAUGGUUUAGUGGGAAAAUUGAAAUCAAAACGGGUGAAAGAAUUAGAGGCACGUCUAACAAUAGAUCAACUGGAAGAAGAAAGAAGAAUUGAAAGAGAACAGUUGGCUGCUAUAUUUGAGCUGCUGAAAAAACAAGAAGCUGAACUAAAUAUGAAGGAAAUCGAUGAGAAUGAGUUAAAUGCUCAACUUGGACUUUAUCGUUAGUUAACACCCAUCAGGGAAAUUGGAAUCUAUGAUAGACAAAAUGCGCAAACUUAAACCACCUAACAUUUUGUAGUCCUUUUUUAAAAUGUUUGUAGUAUAGUAUAUAUAUUCUAUAUAUAUAUAUAUGUGUUUAGAUAAGUGUUGAAUACAAAAUAACCUAGACUAAGAUACAAAUAUUAGAUGUUGUGCAUUUUUUUUUUAUUUAUAGCUAUAGUCCCUAAAUUACUAAUUAAGCUGCAUCAGCUGUGCAUGUUAUAAACACUUAGCUUGUUAUUUACUUACGUUGUCUAAAGAAUCGCAUUUUUUAGAUCAUAUAAAUUUGAUAACUGUGUGUAAAACCUUUUUUAUUUAGAUUUUUUUUUGGAUCUCCCUUUAUGUGAGCUUAAUAAAUGUUACAAUGU